Molecule: messenger RNA, 779 nt
Organism: Asterias rubens (European starfish)
Lineage: Eukaryota; Metazoa; Echinodermata; Asteroidea; Forcipulatida; Asteriidae
Exons: 6
Coding region: 243-779 (178 amino acids)
Source: RefSeq, a predicted model, not a curated record
UGUCGCAACAACAAGGAAACGUAUCGUGGGAAUUUCCCUUGAGCGUAAAACGUUGAUUUUUCCAUAAUUCCUGACUCAAAAAGUGUGGUUAUUUUUCUUUUCCGUUUACAUAUCUCAUCAUGUGAACUGUUCUGGCCUUUCCUGAUGUCCGCUGGCCCUUCAUGGUCUCCUAUGUGCUUUCAUUGUGUUUUGCACUCUCUUCCAAGUUCUAGUCAUCAAUCCAAGUGAAGCAGUUUGAAAUCAUGGAUUUGCAGCUGCACACAAAGCUAAUCGUGGUCCAAGGCUUCAUAUUGAUAAUGUUGGCUUCAGUGACGGAACAAAGCAUACCAACUAUAGUUGAAAGGGACCCCGAAGAGUGGAAAUGUGAUCCGCCGUGUGACAACAAUUUAGGAAUGUUUUGUCUACUCCGUCAGUGCAUUCCCUGUGGACUUUGCCCACAAGAUCCAUUUGAUCUUGACCAAACUGGACACCUCGACAUUUACAAACCAUGCAUUCAAAAUGGGUUCUGCCCUAGAGUCUGCAGCUCGUACCUGAAUUUAGGAAGUUAUCCUCUAGCUAACGAAACAUUUUGUGAAGAGAUCAAAGCGCCAAAAGUAACAACACCUCAACCCACGAUAGAGGAAGUUGUUAUAACUACCACUGCAAACUCUACCACCGGUGUGACAUCAACGAAAGCAGGAGAUACCACCGCGAAGAAUCCAGACGACAUUACAUACAUUGACAAAAAUGGUAAUGAACAAAAACAUUACUACUUUAACAGCAAAGGUUUUGGCCGGUAA